Messenger RNA from Pediculus humanus corporis (human body louse), 1164 nucleotides. Its product is annotated as F-box only protein, putative. Gene Ontology annotation, biological process: protein ubiquitination. The record is from RefSeq and is a predicted model, not a curated record. The coding region runs from base 1 to 1164 and encodes 387 amino acids. Gene Ontology annotation, molecular function: protein binding. The transcript has 6 exons. Gene Ontology annotation, cellular component: cytoplasm; SCF ubiquitin ligase complex; nucleus. Lineage: Eukaryota; Metazoa; Arthropoda; Insecta; Psocodea; Pediculidae.
AUGCCAUUUAUAUCAAAAGAUUGGCGUUCUCCUGGGGAAGAAUGGGUUAAAACCCGAGAAGGUUGGGAAAAGAAAAAAAUAUUAGAAUGCGGACGACAUUUGUUACUUUCUCAAACGGAAAAUACAAAUACUAGAAUUCCAUCGAUUGGAAAUUACGAAAGAGAUGAAAGAAAAAUUAAAAUCCAAAGAGUUUCUUCUAGUCACGUCGUCGUUUACGACGAAUGCAACAAAGAAAACAUGGAAUUAGUAGACGAUCAAGAGAAUUUAGUAAGAGUUAUACAACCUCAUUGUCAAGUAGUAAUUAAAUGUACGAGAGAAAUAGCAGGAUUUAACGGUUUAUCGGAUGCGUUCAAAAGACUCGAUUUCAGGAACGCCGUUCACGACGUUCGUCGUUUCAAUUACAUUUGUAAACUUUUAGACCUCUUGAUAACGCACAAGUUGAGCAUGUUAUCAGGAUGCGCGCAAAAGGUUUUGUUCAACAUGUUGGAAGAGGUCGCGUAUCAGGUGUCGAUAAGUCAGCAAAAUAUUCACAUGUUGAAUAAAUUGUUAAAUCAACUCAGGGUCAUGAUAGAUUGCGCAUGUUGGGGAAGACCACUCGGAAGCACACUCCUUUGGGAAUCUCAUUUGAGAACCAUCAAUAGAAUAUUGACCAUAGCAAACGGUAUCGUUAUAAACGAGCCCGGUGAUGACGUUUAUCCAAAAAUAGAAAAUCUACCGGAGGAAUGCAUACGUGAAAUAUUAUUAAGAUUAGCGGAUCACAAAGAUUUGGAAAGUUCUAGAAAAGCGUAUUCGGUCAUGUCGAAACUCGUGAACGAACAAAGGAUUUGGAGAGAACUUUGUCAAUUUCAUUUUACUCAACAGCAAAUAAAUUCACUCGAAACGGGAACAACGGUGGAGCGGGAUGGGAAAAAUGACGUGGAAGGAGGUCAAAAAAAUUGGCAAAAUAUUUAUCACAAGUUAAGAAAGUCUUACGGUUUGAGAGAAGAAUAUGCGGAAAUGAUUCAAUUGUGUAGAAAUUGUAAUUGUUUGUUCUGGAAAAGCAUAGGACAUCCUUGCAUCGCAGAUCAAAAUCCAGGAUUCCAGGAAAAGUUAGAAGAUGUUGAUAAAAGUUCCUUACACAUUCCGAUACCUCCCCAAGCUUUUCUUAAAUUUUUUUCACUAUGA